CAACGCCUAAAAUCAUCACUCAUCAUCAGCCUUCGACAUUCGACAGCAGCUAGGUUUUUCCAAAAACACGAUUAGGGUUUCAGGAUCUUCUUCCAAAAAAUCUUUGGUUCAAGAUGUCUAGGGUUUACAUCGGGAAUUUGGACCCCCGAGUCACUGAACGAGAACUCGAGGAUGAAUUUCGCGUAUUUGGAGUUAUUAGAAGUGUGUGGGUUGCCAGAAGACCCCCUGGUUAUGCUUUCAUUGAUUUUGAUGAUCGCAGGGAUGCCCAAGAUGCAAUUAGGGACCUUGAUGGUAAAAAUGGCUGGAGGGUUGAGCUAUCACACAACUCUAGAGGCGGAGGUGGAGGUGGAGGUGGAGGCAGCCGUGGUGGGGGUCGUGGUGGACGCUCUGGUUCUGAUUUGAAAUGCUAUGAAUGUGGCGAGCCUGGUCAUUUUGCUCGAGAGUGCCGAAUGAGGGGUGGUUCUGGAAGGCGUAGGAGUCGUAGCCCUGCUGCUAGAUAUCGCCGGAGCCCAAGCUAUGGUAGAAGGAGUUUAAGUCCUCGUGCUCGCUCACCUCGACGUCGCAGUUUGUCUCCAAGGCCCCGCAGCUACAGCAGAUCGCCUCCGCCUUAUCGUGGACGAGAUGAAGUGCCAUAUACCAAUGGGAAUGGUAUCAGAGACAGGCGUAGGAGCAGAAGCUGAGCUAGGAUGUUAUAUGCACUUUUGAGUCUCUUCUGAAGUUCUUCAAGUGUUUACUGUGGUUGGACUUAUUUACGUCUUAGUUAAGAUGGGCGACACCCUUGGGUUUCGACUCCUGGAUUUGGUUGUGUGAUUUCUAUUUAAGUAGUAAGUUUGUCACUUUAACCUUAUUGUUGCCUUAUCGUUUUCCCUUUAUACUUAUGGACCUUAUAAUGUCUUAUAGUCGGCUCUGAUGUUGCUAUUUGAUAUUUUAUCAUUAUAAUUAUAUUAAAGAACACUGCUAAAAGUUUAUGGUUUUGUUUUCUGUGUCGAGGUGUCUGCCUGCUACUGCUUCAUUGGUUUUGUACAUCUGCACUUGUGGUUUCGACCUUCUCUGCCCUGCUGUGGGAUCUUCAAUUUGAAUUAUUGUGGAUCCCAGCUGGCUACUCUGCUAGAUGCUACUUUUCAUUGCUUUCUGCGGCUAAGAUGCGUCUCUCCUCAAUAUUUAUUGUUAUGUAGAACUCCGCUUGUGGUUUCGACCUUCUCUGCCCUGCUGUGUGAUCUUCAAAUGUGAAUGAUUGUGGAUCCCGUUGUAGAACUUCACUUGUGCUUUCAACCCGCCCCGCCCAUGCCCUGCUGUGGGAUCUUCAAUUUAAAUGAUUGUGGAUCCCGGCUGUUUACCCUGCUAGAUGCCACUACUUUUAAUUGCUUCUCUGCGGCUAAGAUGCUCCUCUCCUCAAUAAAUACGGUAUUUGAUUAGAUUUAAGGAUGAUGGUCGGCGGCUUCACAUGCUUCUGGCAGGUAUUUAAUCUACUAUGUGGAAGUCGGCAUUUAACUUAAUCCUUAAUACUGCUCUAAAUGAUAGUACAUCUUUUUAUCAGCAUGAUUCAUCCCUAAGUAUUUAGUUGACAUUUCAUGAGUUGGAAGCAGAGGAACUAGGUGUGGAAGAGUCUGAACUUCAACUUAACUUGUGCAUAUUCCUUGCAACCUUUUCAUUGACAUAAGAUCUAUAGGUGUUAUUUUAUGCUGUGAUAAAUGCAUAACGAACCCAUCUCGAGCAUUUGUGUGUAGCGAUUAGGAUUUUGGUUUGUUUCAUUUGAAUCGGGGCCUGAUGGUAUCUGCAAUGAACUAUCGAGGCAGUUUGUCUUUGUUAACACCGUCAUCUACUUUACCCUCUGGCUGGAUAGCUCAUCUUCGAAUGCUCUUCAAUUGACACAAAUUCUUAAUAGGCCUCCAGAAGGCAGAGUUUUCUGCUGUGAAUUUUUAGGUGUUUUGAGGAUUUGAUACAAUAAUUUGUAUUUUAUACUACAUAAAAAGUUAAUUAGAUAUACGUGAUUCGAAA
Molecule: messenger RNA, 1998 nt
Organism: Salvia splendens (bonfire salvia)
Lineage: Eukaryota; Viridiplantae; Streptophyta; Magnoliopsida; Lamiales; Lamiaceae
Product: serine/arginine-rich splicing factor RSZ22-like
Exons: 6
Coding region: 114-680 (188 amino acids)
Molecular function (GO): zinc ion binding; RNA binding
Source: RefSeq, a predicted model, not a curated record